GGAGUGCUGCCGGGCAGGAGCCAGAGAUGACCAAGGAAGACGACUUACCGGACUGGAACUCAUCCAAGGAGUUUUAUGAGAAGUAUGAGCCGAAGGAGAUUUUGGGCAGGGGGGUGAGCAGCAUCGUCCGUCGGUGCAUUCACAAAGCCACGCGGCAGGAGUACGCCGUGAAGAUCAUCGACAUCACGGCGGGUAACAUAUCCCCCAAGGAGGUGCAGGAGCUGCGAGAAGCCACCGCGAAAGAGAUCGACAUUCUCCGGAAAGUCUCAGGCCAUCCCAAUGUCAUCCAGCUGAAGGACAGCUAUGAAUCCAGCACCUUCUUCUUCUUGGUGUUUGACCUGAUGAAGAGAGGGGAGCUCUUCGACUACCUCACCGAGAAAGUCACCUUGAGCGAGAAGGAAACCAGGAAGAUCAUGCGUGCGCUGCUGGAAGUGAUCCAGUACCUCCACUCCAUCGACAUCGUCCACCGGGACCUGAAGCCGGAGAACAUCCUCCUGGACGAUGACAUGAACAUUAAGCUGACGGAUUUCGGCUUCUCCUGCCAGCUGCGCGAGAACGAGAAGCUCAAAG
Molecule: messenger RNA, 570 nt
Organism: Eurypyga helias (sunbittern)
Lineage: Eukaryota; Metazoa; Chordata; Aves; Eurypygiformes; Eurypygidae
Product: phosphorylase b kinase gamma catalytic chain, skeletal muscle/heart isoform-like
Exons: 5
Biological process (GO): mitotic DNA damage checkpoint signaling; protein phosphorylation
Cellular component (GO): cytoplasm; nucleus
Molecular function (GO): protein serine/threonine kinase activity; ATP binding
Source: RefSeq, a predicted model, not a curated record